This is a messenger RNA of Photinus pyralis (common eastern firefly), 1077 nucleotides long. RefSeq names its product sulfotransferase 1E1-like. Gene Ontology annotation, cellular component: cytoplasm. The transcript has 5 exons. The record is from RefSeq and is a predicted model, not a curated record. Gene Ontology annotation, molecular function: sulfotransferase activity. Bases 72 to 980 code for a protein of 302 amino acids. Gene Ontology annotation, biological process: sulfation. Lineage: Eukaryota; Metazoa; Arthropoda; Insecta; Coleoptera; Lampyridae.
UCGAUGCUAGCCUAGUACAAAUAAGACGAUAGUACUUUGUUGAGCGAGAGAACCUGCACGUAAUUCGCAACAUGAACUCGUUAUUUCCUCAGCAAGAAAUAGAAGAUAUACUAAAAAAUCAUUUCACCGGAAUCAGUCCUGAUCACAGGUUAGAAAUUUCACUAGACUUUCUCAAAGAUGUUGAAAUUCGAGACGAUGACGUAUUCUUAAUUGGGAAUGCAAAAUCGGGUACUACGUGGUUACAGGAAUUGGUGUGGUUAGUUGGUAAUGAUCUGGACUACGAGGGUGCCAAUACAUUUAUUGACAAACGUUUCCCAUUCUUAGAAUCACAAGGGUAUGUAAAGGAGGGAGUUCUUGAGGUGACGGCUCAUAUGGACAUCCAAAAUUGUCAUCUAAAUUCUUUAAAUUAUAUUCAAAAUUUAAAGAGCCCUCGUUUCAUAAAGACGCACGCAGUACCAAAAUGUUUACCAACUCAACUUCUUUCCGGUACAAAAAAGGCGAAGAUCAUAUACAUAUCCAGAAAUACAAGGGAUGUUUGUUUGUCUAGCUACUAUUAUACCAAAAACGUAGUGAAAGUACACGAUUGCUCCCUAGAUGACUUUUGCAAGGUGUUUAUCUCUAAUGAUAACCAUUUUGAAUCGAUUUUGUACUUUUGGAAUGCGGGGCACCAGGAAAACGUUUUAUUUGUAAGAUACGAGGAGAUGAAAAAUGAUUUAGGGGAGGUAAUACAAAGGGUGGCCAAGUUUCUCAAUAAAACCGUGACCGAUGAGCAACAGUCAAAAUUGCUGAAGUGGUUGGAUAUUGAUCAAAUGAAACUAAACAAAGCCGUCAACCAUGAAACUAUGUAUCAGGCGACGGGAUUUAUUAGAAAGGGGAUAGUUGGCGGUUAUAAACAGGAAAUGUCUCCAGAAAUACUUGAAAAGUUUAAGAUUUGGAUUCGGGAGUCGCUCAAGGAUUCGGAUUAUUUUGAGUGUGAAUAGUUUCUUCUAGCACUUGUAUGGUGUUCUUAUGAAUGCCUAUAUUUGUGUUCUGAUUUGUAUAAACGGUAGAUAUUUUUCCAAUAAAUUACAUGAUGUA